GGGGCGUGGCUCAUUGGAGCGGUCCAUUUUCUCUCUCCCCCCCUUUCAACAAAUGUAUGGGUCGUUUGGGCUGGUCUAUUUUCCUAUAACAGGACGUGGAAGAAGAGGAGGUUGUGUAGAAGCUAUCUGACAACAAUAUUAUCUUCAUCAUCAUCAUCGUUCAUGCUGCUGUUAGGGGAAGGGGCCGUCGCUCAGUGGCAGAGCCUUGCAAGCAGAACGUCCCAGUUCCAGAAGGCCGAAUCUGAUCUGGAUUACAUUCAGGCAAUGUUGGAGUUUGAAAUAAUUAAAGGGCUCCCUAAUGGACUGUCUCAAGAGGAGAAUCCUCUGGUUGUCGUACAGCAGCUGUCCGUGGUGAAGUCUCGCUACAAAAUGUUAUGUGAGCAGCUAGAAAAGAUUUCUGCCGAGCGGCGGGAGUCCAUGAAGUCGAUCCGUGCUACUCUUGCCAAAACAGUGAAGCUGGUUCAGGAAAUCCAGCACCACACCGGUAUGGAGAUCUCGCCCCUAUCUGAAGAAGAUCAACUUGCAAUGCAACACUUGUGCCAGGCUCCUGACGUGACAUAUGCCCCUGCACAACAGUUGCACAGAUGUCCUUCAAAACCUGACUACAAAACAUGCUUUGGGCUCUUGCUUGGGUGGGAUGAGACUGCCGUGAUCAGACCCGAGGUACUGAGGCAUGAACAGCUCCAUCUGCAGCUGUGUCUCACAGGCAUGCCCCAUUUGAUCCUGCAGUCGUUGAGCAAGUAUGGGUGUGUGAAUUCAGAAUUGUCCAAAAGAACACGAAAGCCACUGAUUCCAGGCUAAAAUUAAAAAAGAAAAACCUUGUCAGCGAGAGAGAGCUCAUCGGAGUUGGAAAUGGACAAAGCCACACCUUAAAUGUGUGAAUUGUUUGUGUUUUCUUUCUCUAUUGGUACCCAUCGAUCUUGUACCUACUGCCUAAAAAGUUGCUCGAUGAGCAGCGAGUGGACCAUUUUGUAGUGAUGGUGUUCACGUUCAUAUUGUGAUGGUGUUGCUGUUGUGCUGUUCAAGAUGCUUCCAGCCAGAACCUGUGGCUCUCCAGAUGCUUCAGAACUCCAACUGCCCUCAUCCCUGUCUGUCAGCCAAGCGUGCGAGGGCUGAUGGGAGUUGUAGUUCACCAACAUCUGGGGGGCCACAGUUACCCCACUCCUGAGUGUGAAUGCUUCCUCCCAAACAGUAGCAUUAAAAUUGCGUAGCUGGUUGGAAGUAUAUGCUGUGGAAUAACUGUCGAAAACAGUAUUGUUACAUUGCACUGUGAUCCUGUGAACUGAAAGUUGGGGUGAAUCUCCCAAACACGCAUUCCAUGCCUUUUAAAAAUUAUUAGAAAAUUGGAUGAAACUAGACCUUUAGGUGUUCUCUUUUGUUCUGGAAUGACUUAACUCGGCGGUCACAUUUCUAACCCUGAGCUAUUCAAGGGGGCUGGUGACUGACAGUGGGAGUCCAUUGUUUGGCUGCCUUCCUCCCAUUAUAGGGCCAGGUGCCAGUACAUCUGCAUAAGCCCCAUCCUCUUUGUGGAAUACAUGGGUGGGCCUAUGGCAGAGGUGGUCCUCCAGAUGUCCUGUCAUCCCUGACUGUUGGCUGCUGGGAGUUGGAGUCCAGUGGCAUCUGGAGGGCCAGAGGCUGCCCAUCUUUAGCCUGUGGGCGUAAUUUAACAGACCUGGUCCUGGAAAAAAGCCCUAUGGGCCCCAAUAAGUCAAGGUGCUAUCCUGCAGAUGUACAAACGACCUUUAAAUUAAGUGGCACUUCCAUUCUACGUGAACAUGGAUAGGAUAAGCUUUAUGUACUUUAGGGCUGGGGUGAGGACUCUGUGGCCGUCCAAAUGCUCUGGGACUCUUGACUCCCAUCAUCCCUAGCCAGCGGCCAUGCUGGGAGUUGGAGUUGAAUGACAUUUGGAGGACACCCCAUUGGCUAUCCCUGCUCCAUGCUAAGUCAGUCUCCAGCAGACAGCAUACGAUGAACAGAAGCUGUCCUUGGCGCAUUAAGAUUUCCAUCUUUCCCCGUCUUCAAACAAGAAGUUGGGUUUGGAGUGGUACUUCUGGUAUAUUAUUCAAAGCCGUAGCUGCGAACUUUGGAACAGUAGCCAAAUUUAGAGUUUUUCCUUAAGUUUUUUUUUUAAAUGUGCUUAGGAACAAUAAAGAUAAAUGUAUGGCAUCACAAAGGGUUGGCAUCCUUUUU
This is a messenger RNA of Rhineura floridana, 2190 nucleotides long. It is a transcript of the gene SKA2, whose product is annotated as spindle and kinetochore associated complex subunit 2. Gene Ontology annotation, biological process: cell division; chromosome segregation; mitotic cell cycle. The record is from RefSeq and is a predicted model, not a curated record. Bases 163 to 801 code for a protein of 212 amino acids. NCBI's taxonomy places the organism in Eukaryota, Metazoa, Chordata, Lepidosauria, Squamata, Rhineuridae. Gene Ontology annotation, molecular function: microtubule binding. Gene Ontology annotation, cellular component: spindle microtubule; outer kinetochore. The transcript has 7 exons.